Drosophila teissieri is the source of this 7957-nucleotide messenger RNA. RefSeq names its product protein turtle (gene tutl). Bases 471 to 5105 code for a protein of 1544 amino acids. NCBI's taxonomy places the organism in Eukaryota, Metazoa, Arthropoda, Insecta, Diptera, Drosophilidae. Gene Ontology annotation, molecular function: cell-cell adhesion mediator activity. The record is from RefSeq and is a predicted model, not a curated record. Gene Ontology annotation, biological process: axon guidance; homophilic cell-cell adhesion; dendrite self-avoidance. The transcript is spliced from 13 exons. Gene Ontology annotation, cellular component: axon; plasma membrane.
GUUCCACCACGGCGUACGUGAACGCGGACGCAAUCCGUAGAGUCAAAAGCAAUCAGAAAUCCCAUUUCAAUCGCAGCGUUCAGUGGCCCCAGCCCCACGUAAAAGUCAACGGUUUCAAAGUCCUUCGUCAAACGCAUACGCCCAGUGUACUCGAAGUGGAAAGUGUCAUAAAGUAUGCGAUUAUCCUGUAAACAAAGUGUAAAACGCGCCCAGUAAACGCCGAAAACGAAAGGCGAACGGCAAACAGCAAACAACUCCCGGAUUUUACGACUUGAGCAAUCAACUCGCCUGGUCACUCCACCAACUCGAGGACUCCUAGGACUGCAGGAGUGCAGGACUCUUGGAAUUGGCCGGUACAAAACUAUAGAAUCGGAUCUGGGCACGUCGUAUAAUGAUUGCGCAAGUGAGAUGACGCCACUGAAGGUGAGAAGGAUACGUUAGGAGCGGCGUCGAACUAUGGGAACAGAGGCAUGGGCGUGUGCGCGGACCUCGGGUCUCAUCGAUGGUGUCGGGCAUUGAGCACCCAGCACAACACCGAGAAAUCGAAGGAGCAGCAGCUACAGCAGGAGCAGCAGCUACAGCAGCAGCAGCAGCAAUCCCAAUCCCCGGAGAGCCCAGAGGAGCGUGCUUCCAGGUGUCGAGGAGCCAUUGACAGGACAACGACAACGACGAUUCCCGCUGGCAAAACGCUGACGGCAUCGCCAGCGAAAACGGCAGCAUUCACAGUGAAAGCGACGAGGAGAAGACGCAGCCGACGAAGGGCAGCAGGCAGCUCCAUCUGCGCACCCAUCCCGCGGAGGGGUCAGGGGUCAACGCCAACGAUACAGGUGCUCCAGUUCGUUUUGGUCUCGUUGCUGGCCCUGCUAGCGAAACAUGCCCAGGCGCACAAUAUUCCAGAAGACGCCGUGCACAUCACGGCCAUCCUUGGCGAGGGCGUCAUCUUUAACUGCCAUGUGGAGUUCCCCAACGACCAUCCCGUGCCAUAUGUCCUGCAGUGGGACAAGAAGGUGAGCGAAACGGGCUCCGAUCUGCCCAUCUACAUCUGGUAUGAGAGCUAUCCGGAACACAUCGAGGAGGGCUACAAGGGACGCGUGUCCCGCGUGUCGCAGGACUCGCCCUUCGGCUCCGCCUCGCUCAACCUGACCAACAUCCGGGAAUCGGACCAGGGAUGGUACGAGUGCAAGGUCGUCUUCCUCAAUCGGGACCCCAAGCAGCAUAAGAACGGUACAUGGUUCCACUUAGACGUACAUGCACCGCCGCGCUUUAGUGUUACGCCAGAGGAUAUAAUAUACGUUAACUUAGGUGAUUCAAUUAUACUCAAUUGCCAGGCAGAUGGCACGCCCACGCCGGAAAUACUCUGGUACAAGGAUGCCAAUCCCGUCGAUCCCUCGCCCACGGUGGGCAUCUUCAACGACGGCACCGAGCUGCGGAUCUCCACCAUUCGGCACGAGGACAUCGGAGAGUACACUUGCAUUGCACGCAAUGGUGAGGGACAAGUCUCCCAUACGGCCCGUGUUAUAAUCGCGGGCGGCGCUGUAAUCAUGGAUAAGGCGGCGCCCGACAAACACACACGCACCAAGUCCAAGUCGAAUGUUGUGAAUGAGAGGCUGACCAUACGUGUGCCUCCGACCAACCAAACGAAGCUCGAGGGCGAAAAAGUGAUAUUCUCCUGCGAGGCUAAGGCCAUGCCCGGCAACGUCACGGUGCGCUGGUAUCGCGAGGGCUCCCCCGUCCGGGAGGUGGCCGCCCUGGAGACCAGGGUCACCAUCCGCAAGGACGGCUCGCUCAUCAUCAACCCCAUCAAGCCGGACGACUCGGGCCAGUACCUCUGCGAGGUGACCAACGGCAUCGGCGAUCCGCAGAGCGCCUCCGCCUACCUCAGCGUCGAAUAUCCCGCCAAGGUCACCUUCACGCCCACGGUGCAGUACCUGCCGUUCCGGCUGGCCGGCGUGGUCCAGUGCUACAUCAAGUCGAGCCCGCAGCUGCAGUACGUCACCUGGACGAAGGACAAGCGCCUGCUGGAGCCGUACCAGAUGAAGGACAUCGUGGUGAUGGCCAACGGAUCGCUGCUGUUCACGCGUGUGAACGAGGAGCACCAGGGCCAGUACUCCUGCACGCCGUACAAUGCACAGGGCACGGCCGGUGCUUCCGGGAUCAUGGACGUGCUCGUCCGGAAGCCGCCCGCCUUCACCGUGGAGCCGGAGACGCUCUACCAGCGCAAGGUGGGCGACAGCGUGGAGAUGCACUGCGACGCCCUGGAGGCGGAGGGCACGGAGCGACCCACCAUCAAGUGGCAGCGGCAGGAGGGCGAGCAGCUGACCGAGUCGCAGCGCAAUCGCAUCAAGAUCUCCGGUGGCAACAUCACCAUUGAGAACCUGAGGCGGGAGGACUUUGGCUACUAUCAGUGCGUGGUCUCCAACGAGGUGGCCACCCUGAUGGCCGUCACCCAGCUGGUGAUCGAGGGCACCCAGCCGCAUGCGCCGUACAACAUCACGGGCAAGGCCACCGAGUCCUCGAUAACGCUGCAAUGGCUGCCAGGAUACAGUGGUGGCUCGGAGUACAAGCAGGACUAUACGAUCUGGUUCCGCGAGGCGGGCGUGAACGACUGGCAAACGAUCUCCGUGACGCCAUCGGGCAGCACCCAGGUGACCAUCAAUGGCCUGGCCUCCGGAACCACCUACGAGUUCCAGGUGGUGGGCCGGAAUGUCCUGGGCGACGGGAUGAUGAGCAAGGUGAUGACCGUGCGCACACUGGAAGACGCUCCGGCAGCGCCACGUAAUGUCAAGGCUGCAACACAACCGCCCGACUCAUUCUUUCAGCUAAUGCCAGACGAAGCUGGUCCCAAGCCAGGACCGCCUAGGAACGUGUCCGUGACGGAGGUCUCCAAUGGGUUCCUCAUCACGUGGCAGUCGCCGCUGGAGCGGGCGCACAUCGUCAAGUUCUACACCAUCAAGUACCGGACGGAUGCGCAGUGGAAGACACUCAACCGGGGACAAAUCCGGCCGGAGGAGACGCAGUAUCUGGUGAAGAACCUGGUGGGCGGCAGGACCUACUACUUCCGGGUGCUGGCCAACUCGGAGAAGUCGUACGAGUCCAGCGACGAGGUGAAGUUCCCUGUGCCGGCACGUGUCAAGCACAAGGCGAUUACCGCCGGCGUCGUUGGGGGCAUCCUGUUUUUUAUUGUUGCGAUCAUUUUAUCGGUUUGUGCCGUAAAAAUUUGCAAUAAACGUAAACGACGAAAACAGGAAAAAGAGUUCAACAUGGUAGCUUGCAGGAUAACGGACGCUCGUAACAUUGCCGCCAAUAAUCAUCAUUUGCACAAUCGCAGUACGGGCUCAAUUUCCUCUGGUCAAGUGCCUUUAAAAAAGUACAAACAAACCCGAAUAUCAAGUCUAACCGCCAUUCUCAUUGCCAUACUCCACUGGAUCUGGCCACCUGAUCGCUGCACCAACUGCCACUCCAUCUACAGUUCGCCCAAUCUCGAGGAUGGCGAUGAGGACGACGGGGCCGGAGGACGCAGGCGUUCCGUAAGCCGCAUCCAGCGGAGCCUCGACGGACGCUUUGUGCUGGAUGUGGAGGGGGUCUCAAAACUGGGAUACUCGCAGCAGACCCUGGAGUCUGGGAACGUGGAUGUGGUGGACGGCGGGCUCUUCGAGCGGCGAAACAGCAACGUAUCCCAGAAAUCCUCCAGCGACGAUGGUGGAUUUCUCUCGCGGCGCAACUUCAUCACAGCUCGUGCUUCGUGGCGUCGUCCCCUGGUGGCCUCCUCCAGUCAGCUGAGCCUGCAGUCGGCGGCGGACUCGGCCAGGGGCUUCCUGCAGGGUCUGCUGAAGAUCGGGGCCAAGCAAUCGGCCGUGCCGCCCAAUCCGCAAUCCUACUUCGACGAGGCGGUGACAGGUGCCCGCUACCAGAAUGUGCUGCGUCCCUACACCAGCAGCAAUAAUUUGUACGGCAAUGCGGAUAGAAGUAGGCCACUGCACAUAAACACGAUUAGUGGCAGCCUGAGUCAGCAGCAGCAGCAGCUCUACACGCCCUCAAGGAUCUCCAGGAUAUUCUCCAGCUCGCCCCAGCAUCUGCAGCCACAUCAUCAGCAGCUCUUGCUCUCCAGCGGCGGCAGUGGCGCCUAUCCCACCCACUUCAGCGACCUGAGCACCGUGUAUCCCCCGAACUCCGCGGAACGUUCGGCGCACAAUCUGAGCAGCCGGUAUAGAUACUACUCCCAGGAGCUGCCCUCGCUGAGAACCAUUCAGGAGGAGACGCGCCGGCAGCAGCAGCAGAAGCAGCAUCCGCUGGAGGAUCACUUUGUGCCGCUCCAGCUGCCGUCGCCGCCGUCGUGGAGGAGCUACUACCAGUCGCAGGCCAGCUAUCGCCCCCGCACCCGCUGGUAUCCACGCCAUCACUCCCGGCUCUUCAGCAACCGGCAGCAGCAGCACGAGAUGCUCUCUCCUCUGCCGCAACUCAAUCUAAACCUGCGCAACUCCAUGCACCCCGGCGGUCUCGAGGCCUCGCCCGAAUCCCGUUCCAGUUCGAGUGGUUUUGGCUCGAAGAACACCUCCAAUCACCCGGGCAGCACCAGUGAAUGGCGAUUGCUGCCGCCGUACAGAGCACCACCAUCGCCGCCGAAGCAUUCGGGCUACUUUGGCGGACAGCAGGCCCAGGGACAGACGCCACAUGGGUCGUACUCGUAUCCCAGGGCCACAACGCCACCGUACACGAUGGCCCACUGGCUGGAGAUGAUCUCAAGACUGAACGCGGCCACGGACAGCAAUCUACCGAAGGCGCCGUGUCCCGUGGACGUGGGCAGUGUGGAUGGGCACUACGAGUUCGAUCCGGCCACGCCCACGCCGAGUGCAUCCAGCAUGCUGCGCGAAGAUCUCAACCUGCACAUAGACACCCAUCCCUACCACCACCACACGCUGGGUCCCCUCAGUGGCAGUCUGCUGCACAGCCACGCCCCCUACGCCGGAGGGGCCAGGAAGCAACGAUCUCUGCCAGCUCAGCUGCCACGCUACGACAACGUCGAGGUGCGACUGCAGGCCAUGAGGGAGGAGUUCUAUGCCUACCGCAAGCGCCAGGCCAUGCAGCAAAUGGAGAGCGUUUGCUGAGCCAAUGGAGCAUUUAAUUGAGCCAUUUAGCCACACCCACGCCUAAAGCCACGCCCACAGCCACGCCCAUAGGAACGCCCACAGAGAAGCAGAUCCAUCGAUAUAUGACGACAGAGUUGGAGAGCAGCGAUUCCCAGAGGCAAUCAGACGCGAUAUGAUAUUGGAUCAGGCCCCCCAAUUCACAGAUGAACUUUAAAAGAUUGGCCCCCUGCAAACUCACACCCAGAAAAAUCACAAAAAACAAAAAAUAAAAAUAAAGAAAGGAGAAAACGAAACAAAACACUUAGAAGCCAGAAACAAUUAGUAGAUUUAAACGAGACGAAAGCUGUGUACAUAUAUAGUUUGGGGGCUGGAGAGGGGAGGAGAGCGCCCAGCAGUUUAAGUAUAAUAUUUAACAACUAUAGCAAUUAUAGCAACAUAUUAUUACAAAAUCGAUAAACGUAAAAUUGACAUUUAACGCAAGUAAAUGGAGCAAACAUUGUUUGACGACAUAUGCAAAGAACAAAUUACAAUUACAAUUAACUAUUAUUUACGAGUGUAUUAGAUAUUGAUACUUAACGUAAAACACAGAUCGAGAUAUGUUAAACAUUGAGCAUUAAACAUUAAACAUUAAACAUUAAUUAACAAUCCACAAGCGUAAGCCUAAAUUAUGUUACAUUACAACUAAACUAAAUUAAUACGGAAUAUGCUAGCUGUUAAGCAUUUAGUUGUUAACAACUAGAGCAGAGAUGAUCGAAGUGGCGACGACUUAAAAAUAAAUGCGCUAAAAGUAAUUAAAACCACAUAUAGAGAAAUUGUUUCAUAAUUAAAUUAUUUAACGACAAGAAACCUACAAAGCAAAUAAAUGCGAAAUGCAAAAGCGAAAAGCGAGAUGAAAACAAAUACAGUUUAACGAAAAUUAAAUGAAAUAUAACUGCUGCAUAUAUGUUUACUGUUGACCUACACACGAUAAUUAACUCGAACAAAUAUUUAUUAACCCAAAAGCAAAAAAAAAAAAAAAGAAACACAAAACAAAAAACUAAAAACAAAAAAACGUAUGAAAAUGAUAGGAACCCCGAAAACAAAGCGUUGAUAGGCUAUUCUUUCCGGUUUAACUCACAGCCCAAGACUACGUCAAUAUAAACGAUAGAUAGAGCAGAGGAUCCCCCGAUGCGAACCGAGAUCCCCAAGAGAGAAGAAGAGAAAAGGUAGUUUCCUGGGUUCCCGAGAGCGAUGAUAUUUGGUCUUAGGUUAUAGGUCAGUUGUGUAAGAGACAGCUCCCCGGAUGCAGCUUAGUUUAACGAGUUUGAGGAGGCGAGGCGUUUCUGUUUUUUAAGUACUUGUUAACGAUAAACGAUUAACGAUAAUUGAUUAACGAUUACCGAUUACCGAUAAACAUGUCUAAAGAUCAACUUGUACGGAUUGAUGGUUUGACACAACUUGACGCCAAAACACUGCCAGAGCGAGAGGUGCGAGAAGACCGCGAGUGUGUAUAACUUGUGUAAAUUACAGAGCAUAUACAGAUAUAAUAUGAUACCGAAAGCGAUAAAGAUAACGAUAACGAUAAUGAUACUGAUAAUGUAACGAUAAUAACGAUUACGAUAACACUAUUCAGGGGACGGUUGGAGCGCGAAACAAAUCAAGAAAUCAACUACGAAUCAACCGACUAAUGAUCUCAAGCAUUUCUUUUUGCCUUCGACUGCACAGCCCCACUUUCAUUUCUAAUAUCGACCCACAAAAUAUAUGAGCCCGUCUGUCUGCCUGUCCGUCUGUCCAAUCCUUCAAGCGCCACCAUUAAGUCCUAACCAGAUCAGAUGGGAUUAUCCCCAGGAGUUGGACUUAAAGUUCGGUGCUUGUUGCGCUUCAAAGCCACAGAGAGAAAAUCGCACUUAAAUUGAGAUAAACUAGGAUAACAGUUCUGAGAUGCGAGGGAAACUCGAGUUGUGUUGCAUGUAUUUUGUAAAUGUUGAGGGUAUUCAAGUAAAUAAGUUGUUUUUUGUAAUGCCUAGGACACCGACUCUUUCACACACACACACUGAGAACACUCCCACACUGACACACAUACACGCGAACACAUAAAGCGUUUAACUAGAACGAAAUAAAUUAAUUAAUUAACUGAGCAUUAAUGGCAAGCGAACGAAGUGAGAAAAGCGCAAGCGAAUAAUUGCAAAAUUGCGAAAUGACAGCAUAAAUUGAAUUUUAAUUGAGCGAUGUUAGGCGCAGGACUUUAAGGCAAAUAGAUACAUAUAUGAUUAUUUAUACGAGUGCAUGUACGAGUAUAAUGUAUAAUGUAUAUGCGGUACGUAUAUAUAUGGAUAUAGAUACUGGAUUACACGGCAUGUACAUUAAGUAAGAGGAAUACAUUAAAAACUAAGUUAAGUAAAUCUAACGCUUUAGUCUGCCACUUUGAUUUUUGGACAAGGUGCGCCAGUUAACUUUUCGACUCAACUCGAUUCGAUUCGACUCAAAUGAAAUGAACAAACAUAGGAACUAUCAAAAGAAAAAAAAACAAAAAUACAGAAUUAUAAGAAUGGGAAUCUAUAUUCUUUUGCACCUCCUUCCACUUCGACGACCAUUUCGCAAACCAUUUCCCCAAACACAUCAACUUACCAACUUUCGCCUCACUUCUCCCUGCCCGCCAACACUCACACUUUUCACUUUUCACCUUUCACUUUUCACUUUCUAGACCUCUUCCCACUGCAAUUCCAAUUCAGCAUAUAUAAAUCGUACAAGGAUAAAUCAGUUUAGAACGAAAUAUAUUGUAAUUAAUACAGACACACAAUUAUAAAGAGAAAUUAGCAAAAUGAACAAAAUUUUUAAACAAAUAAAACUUACAAAACAAUGCAAAAAAAAAAACAAACAAACAAACGAAA